Molecule: messenger RNA, 1557 nt
Organism: Python bivittatus (Burmese python)
Lineage: Eukaryota; Metazoa; Chordata; Lepidosauria; Squamata; Pythonidae
Gene: GJA10
Product: gap junction protein alpha 10
Biological process (GO): cell-cell signaling
Cellular component (GO): connexin complex
Molecular function (GO): gap junction channel activity
Source: RefSeq, a predicted model, not a curated record
AUGGGGGACUGGAACUUGCUAGGCAGUAUUUUAGAGGAAGUGCAUCUCCAUUCCACCAUAGUGGGCAAAAUCUGGCUCACCAUCCUUUUCAUAUUUCGCAUGUUGGUUCUCGGUGUGGCUGCUGAAGAAGUCUGGGAUGAUGAGCAAGCAGAGUUUAUUUGCAACACAGAGCAGCCAGGUUGCAGCAACAUCUGUUAUGAUAAAGCUUUCCCCAUCUCCCUGAUCCGCUACUGGGUGCUCCAGGUCAUCUUUGUCUCUUCUCCUUCCCUUGUGUACAUGGGCCAUGCCCUUUAUAGACUGCAAGCCCUUGAGAAAGAGAGGCAGCAGAAGAAAGCCCACCUAAAAGAGCAGCUCAAAGAGAUACAGCCUAUUAUAGAAGAUCACCGGAGAAUAGAGAGGGAGCUGAAGAAGCUGGAAGAACAAAAGAAAGUGAACAAGGCUCCCUUGCAAGGGGCUUUGUUGUGGACCUAUAUCCUUCAUAUCUUGACCCGAUCAGUCUUAGAAGUGGGCUUCAUGGUAGGUCAGUAUCUUUUAUAUGGGUUUCAAAUGUACCCACUUUAUAAGUGCACCCGUCCACCCUGCCCUAACACUGUGGAUUGCUUUGUGUCCAGACCAACAGAAAAAACCAUCUUCAUGGUUUUCAUGCAUAGCAUUGCAGCAGUUUCACUGUUUCUGAAUAUCUUGGAAAUUGUUCAUUUGGGAAUUAAGAAGAUUAGAAACACUCUUUGCAGGAGCUCCAAGGAGGAGCUACUGACUGCAGAGGAGGAUGCCAUUUUUAAUUUCCCCAAGAAAAAUUCAGUGAUACAGCAGAUUUGCAACAUGAAUAAUUCAACCCACCAGGACAGUUACAAAUUUAGGUCAGAGGAGCAAGGUAGGCUACCAGUCUCCUUGAAUCUUGAAGAAGGAUAUAUACUUACUGAACAAAAUCAGCACCCAGGCAGUGUGGAACAACAAUGGCACAUAAACUAUAGAAGUUGGCCAAAUCAUUAUCAAGACCAACUGCAUCCCUUCUAUGGGCAUCUUGGAUAUCCCAGUGAGAACGAACAACAUCAAAAUAGACUGUUCCCCAGGCAUGAUACAAGCUUCAUGAGUCAGUGCCAUAAUGGUGAACAUCCGAUUGCAUCCUGUAGCACUGACAACGUUCCAAUGCAAGCAGGGCAGGCUAUCAACCUCUACAGAAGGAAUGAACCAUAUGUAUCAGAUGAUUCUAAGAACCCUUCACACGCCUCUAAAAUUUCCAUAGUGUCCAACCACAUGGAGAGCCCUCAAGCUAUGUUUCGGAAGCAUAGCUGGGAAGUUGGCCACAAGGACUUAGGAAAUGACAAUGGCAGCUCUCCAAACACCAUGCCUUAUCAGAACCACAGCUCCAGCAUUUUACCCAGAAUGCUGUCGAAGAGCCAUCUGGACAUCAACUCAGUGACCUCAGACUCACAGAAUGGUUCUGUCUUGGAAGCUAAAUGGCAAGAUGAUAGUAGUCCUCCUAUCACACCAUCAUUUCCCUCCACAAGGGGACGCAGAGUGUCAAUGGCAAGUAAACCCCAGCAGCCUUUCUGCUAG